Molecule: messenger RNA, 1774 nt
Organism: Helianthus annuus (common sunflower)
Lineage: Eukaryota; Viridiplantae; Streptophyta; Magnoliopsida; Asterales; Asteraceae
Product: glutamate decarboxylase
Exons: 7
Coding region: 114-1595 (493 amino acids)
Biological process (GO): L-glutamate catabolic process
Cellular component (GO): cytosol
Molecular function (GO): glutamate decarboxylase activity; pyridoxal phosphate binding
Source: RefSeq, a predicted model, not a curated record
GUGACUUUAUAAAUGAUUGUCCUCAUUUUUCUUCUUCCCACAUUCUCCAUCCUCUCUUCUCACUCAAAAUACACACAACACCACCACAAACUACACACACUAAACCAGCAAGCAUGGUGCUAUCGCGGAUGAUAUCGGACAGCGAUGCCUCUGUAUCCUCAACCUUCGCUUCUCGAUACGUCCGCACUAGUCUCCCAAAGUUUAAGAUGGCGGAGGACUCGAUCCCUAAGGAGGCUGCGUUCCAGAUCAUCAAUGAUGAGUUGAUGUUGGACGGAAAUCCGAGGCUGAAUCUAGCUUCGUUCGUGACAACGUGGAUGGAACCCGAAUGCGAUAAGCUGAUCAUGUCUUCGAUUAAUAAGAAUUACGUUGAUAUGGAUGAGUAUCCAGUCACCACUGAACUCCAGAACCGUUGCGUUAACAUGAUAGCUCAUCUUUUCAACGCACCGCUUGGGGAGGCCGAGACCGCUGUCGGGGUUGGAACUGUGGGCUCAUCCGAAGCCAUCAUGUUGGCCGGACUAGCUUUCAAAAGAAAAUGGCAAAACAAAAUGAAAGCUCUUGGCAAACCUUGGGACAAACCUAACAUUGUAACCGGGGCCAACGUUCAGGUUUGUUGGGAGAAAUUUGCUCGGUAUUUUGAAGUGGAGUUGAAGGAAGUGAAGUUGAGGGAAGGUUACUACGUGAUGGAUCCUGAGAAAGCUGUGGAGAUGGUUGAUGAAAACACUAUUUGUGUGGCUGCUAUCUUGGGUUCCACCCUCAAUGGUGAAUUUGAAGAUGUUAAGCGUUUAAAUGACCUCUUGAUUGAGAAAAAUGCCAAGACCGGAUGGGAUACACCUAUUCAUGUGGACGCUGCAAGUGGAGGUUUUAUUGCACCAUUUAUUUACCCGGAACUUGAAUGGGAUUUCCGGUUGCCAUUGGUUAAGAGUAUAAAUGUUAGUGGUCACAAAUAUGGGCUUGUUUACGCCGGAAUUGGGUGGGUCAUUUGGAGGAACAAAGAUGACUUGCCUGAUGAACUCAUCUUUCACAUCAACUAUCUUGGUGCUGAUCAACCAACUUUCACUCUCAACUUCUCCAAAGGUUCUAGUCAAAUAAUUGCUCAAUACUAUCAGUUCAUUCGCUUGGGUUUCGAGGGAUACAAGAGCAUCAUGGAAAACUGUCAAGAAAAUGCAAAUGUUCUAAAGAAAGGUUUGGAGAAAACCGGACGGUUCAACAUCAUCUCUAAAGACAACGGCGUCCCACUUGUAGCCUUCUCGUUAAAAGACAACAGUGUGCACGACGAGUUUGAGAUAUCAGACAUGUUGAGGCGGUUCGGGUGGAUUGUGCCAGCUUACACAAUGCCACCUGAUGCACAACAUAUUACGGUUUUGAGAGUGGUGAUAAGGGAAGACUUUUCAAGGACAUUGGCAGACCGGCUCGUGAAUGACAUCGGGAAGGUGCUUCAUGAGCUCGACACGUUGCCGGCGAAGGUGACUGCUAAGACAGAGUUAUGUGAAGAGAAGGGAAUAGAGAAUAAAACCGACCUUGAUGUCCAAAGGAAGAUUGCAGAUGACUGGAAGAAGUUUGUAGCUAAUAAGAAGAAAAGCAACGGUGUGUGUUAGAUUUGGUUAAUACUAUUGUUAAGUGUUGUGUUGUUUUCGAGAAUUUUAAUAAAGGAUUUUGAGUGUUGUUGUAUUUGUAUGAAAUCGAACGAUGUGUUAUUUUCUGUGUUAUUUUGUGUGUGGAUUUCAUGGAUAUGUACGCUUUGUGGUUCAAGUAAAAUUACAAUAUCCUUGAUAUC